Molecule: messenger RNA, 2981 nt
Organism: Geodia barretti
Lineage: Eukaryota; Metazoa; Porifera; Demospongiae; Tetractinellida; Geodiidae
Source: the annotation of a GenBank genome assembly
CGGAAGUAUCCGGAAGUAUCCGAAAGUGCGUGUCCUUUGUCCCCAUAAAGUCAGUGUUGUUUUGACGUGCGAGUUCUGCGCAGCCAAGGUCUUAUUCACAACUAAACUGUGUUCGUCGAGCCUCUACAACCUUUAACGCUAACAGGAGACCUCGUUUUUGACCUCAGUACAACGAGAGCGAGCGUAAAUAUGGCUGGAGGAAAGCAGAGGAUGAGACUUGCCAGCAAGAAGCACAGUAAGAACGUGAACGCCAGAGGGAACGUACCGAAAUCCCUUGCAAAAGACGAAGAGGACAAAAGUCCAAUCGGGCCAUACUUGCUAGCCUUCUUCGUGUUCGUUGUGUGUGGUUCGGCCAUCUUCCAGAUUAUUCAGAGCAUCAGGUUUACUUGACUGGCAAGAUUCGGACCGGAAAACUGGAGCAGCCCCCAUAUCUCAUCACCCACACACAACAAACUGGCCUUGUUACUUGCAUGCACACACCAACAACGUCAUUGUCAUACACAUUUCAAAAAUACUGAAUUUUGAAUCAUGAGACGACAUUGUCAGUCGGCUAGAGUUCUAAAUGGAGCACACUAUUCCUUCUUUUCUUUGUCACGAUAGUGGAGGAACACGAACGUGAAGAAGCAGAGGCCAAUCAUCAUGGAGAAGGCACUCAUGUAGUACGGAUACGCGGAGGGUAUGAAUCGUUCGUACUGCGUAUGUUGAAACGGCCGCACCGAAACCUGUGUCGUGCUGAACAGGUGGGUGUAACCGAUUCGAUUGUAGUCCACUUUGAAUUGGAACACUCCGUACACGUCUGGUAGCAUGAAAUCUGCAUAGUACGCUUUCUUGUUCGCCGUCUUGUUCAGGUACGUGCGGACAAACGGGUCGAUCCGGAAAAACUCCAUUUGCACGUCGGUCAACAUGAACGGUUUCCACUGCCCUCGCACCAGCUCCUCUAUCACAAUCUCAUAGUGAACGUUGUCCUUGAUGGUGUAGGCACUCGGAGGCUCCUUCUCGCCGAUCUUGUGAUGCUUUACGGAAGACACGCGAAUCACUCCCUUCUCCUUGAAGACCCACUGCGAAAUGGCCUUAGCGAGCUCUUGAUUGCAGCUCUGUUUGAACUCAGAGCCUGAACGAACAGACUUCAGCACAGGUGACGCGAAGAGUUUGUUGCUGAAAAAGUCAAUCGACCCCGAAAAAAUGACGCGAGCAUUGUUUCUAGCCUGGAGCCCAGCGAUCAGCAGCGUGCCCUUUCCGACUGCAUGAGGAUACUCCUUGAUUGGAUCCCCAGGAAAAUAAGAGUAGGAAGUGGUUGUCCCUGUCAUUAUCUCCAGAAUGAGGGGGUUAUCUGGAUCGGCAGUCAUCCCCACACCCUGAAAAAGAGCCGGUGUUUUUGUCUUUUUUCCAACAAUAGUCUCGGCAUCGAUAACAGAGCCAGGAUCGACCACUAGGAGUGUAUGAUCACCGCGAUCCUUGACGUCAUAGUUCAAAUGGUCAAUCACAGCGGUGCCCCUCUCGUCUAGCUCGAUCCCAACUUCCAUCCCGAGGUCCCUCAAAAUGUCUCCGAUUUCAGUGCUCACUGCUACCAAAACGUUCCCAGCUCCAUUGUCUAUGAAAUCGGUGAUGGCUUGCACGUCAACCGUCCCGCCAAACUCCUCUACGGAGGGCGCGAAUAUAAUGAGGUGGUCAUAGAGAUACUCGCCGAACUUCGAGAGCGCCAGGUUCGGGUCAUCCGCCAGCUUGAAGGUGAGCUGGCAGCCGCGAGAUUUUAGGUCCUCGAAGAAGAUCGAGUGUGUGUCUUUCAUGUAGAGGUUCUCCAGGAGGACAAGCGUUUUCUUGGGAAGCGUGGACUUGCACUGAGAGACCGAGAGCAGCGCCAAGAGGAGAAACACACUGCGCGAGAACGACUCCAUCUUGUCUCUCUCGCUCACCACGUGUUAAACACGCAUGCGCGGUUUGAGUUGUUAUGGGUCAAAGGUCAACUAUCACGUGCAUGGUCACGAAGGUAAGGCCAGGUAAUUAACGUGACUCUGAGUUUUGCGUUUUCUUCUGCUGGCUGUAUUACAGCGUUCUCUGACCAUGUCCGGUCUGGACACGAUUCCUGGCCAGACGGGCUUCCUGGUGGUAGGAGCGGACGGUGCAGUGGUUCAGUCGGCAGGUGAGCUCCAGAACGAUGAACACACGGCGGCAAUAAUGCUCCAGAUUGUCAAGAGCUCCAGCAAGCUGCUGGGGACCAUAUCAGGAGAGGGGAAGGGAGCAUUUCAUCGGGUCUCAGUUACGUACAGGCAUCACUCACUGGUAGCAAGUGUUUGGAACCAGAAGAUCUACAUUGUCAAGAGAAUUAACCGUGAAUAGACCAACUUGUGUUGUGUGCAUGUGUGUGUUAACCAAGAACAAAACUUCAUAUUAAAAGCAAUGAUGCUAUAUAAUUAUGUAUAUACAUUGCACAUCCCAAUAUACUAAGUACUACUGUACUUGGUGAUACUAUUGUGAGCGUGGAAACUCAAACCUAAUCUCGGAAUCGCUAGCUUUCUUUCUUGGCCGGCUUGGGAGGCAGUGCAGGGUAGCAGGCAAACUGUGCCAGGAUGAUAGUGUUCAUGAGGAAAGAGGAGGUGAACGUGGCAAGGAUGAUAGGGUCCUGCGUUUCCUGGAGCGUCGUGAAAAUUCGGGCCCCCGUGCCCAGCCAGUUCAUCGUGCACGUGAUGAGGGACAGCUGCCCCGUGGCUCCGUUUUUGAACGUCGUAACAAUCUGCGACAACCUACUGAGUAGCAUCAUGGGGAUGACUGAGGUCUGCAGCAUGCUCAGAGCAUUAGGGGUUGCAAGACCCGACACGAGGUACAGGAUGACGCCGGCAAAGCAAGGCAGGAACACCAGGAGAUAGACGGUCUGCUUGUCGUAGACAAACAUCAGAGCAAGAAGAACCACCACUUGGAUCGCUAUGAAAAAGCUCUCUCCCCAUGAACUGCAACGGGAAACAUAGAACACCGCAUGUGUACAG